This is a messenger RNA of Psilocybe cubensis, 729 nucleotides long. RefSeq lists its product as uncharacterized. Gene Ontology annotation, biological process: zinc ion transmembrane transport; intracellular zinc ion homeostasis. Gene Ontology annotation, molecular function: zinc ion transmembrane transporter activity. Lineage: Eukaryota; Fungi; Basidiomycota; Agaricomycetes; Agaricales; Agrocybaceae. Bases 1 to 729 code for a protein of 242 amino acids. The record is from RefSeq and is a predicted model, not a curated record. Gene Ontology annotation, cellular component: membrane. The transcript has 7 exons.
AUGGGAGAGCACACAGGCAAUGGUGUUCACAUCAUCAUUGUCGAAGAAAAGCGCAAUAUUCUCAUCGGACUUGGUAUAUUCAUUGGCUUUGCUACGUUCUUCUUCAUGGAAAAGACCCUUCGGGUCCUGGGCGGCGAAGAAGACGCACCGGGCCAUUCUCACUCCCAUUCACACUCACAUAUAGAACCAGAAGCCUCGAAAGCAUCAGGAGUAGCUUCGCCUUCUACGACGCAGAACGGCGUCCGCAAAAGAAAAUCUGACGAUACUAAUGGAUCUUCAGAGCAGCAAGAACCUCAAUCAAUUAGUGGCCCUUCUAAAUUAUCCGCAUACCUUAAUUUGUUUGGAGACUUUGUGCAUAAUAUAAUGGCUGCAUCGUUUUAUGCCUCGCCUUUGAUCGGCGCAACUACCACAUUGGCCUGUUUUGCUCACGAGAUACCCCAUGAAAUUGCCGAUUACUCGAUUCUAAUUCGAAGCGGCUUCACGAAAAAGCAGGCCAUGCAAUCCCAAUUCCUGACUGCUGUUGGGGCAUUUCACUUUUAUCGGGAUUGCGGCGUGCGCCAGGACGCCACCGGUCUGCUCGGCACAACACUUCAACUAUCUGACCUGGUUAUACCAUUCGUCGCAGGCGGAUUCUUGUACAUUGGUGCAGUCGCGGUUCUACCAACACUGCUCGCUGAGAGCAAGAGCGCAAAACAGGCGAUACGAGAGGCAAGUGGAGAUUAUUUCUGA